Molecule: messenger RNA, 2316 nt
Organism: Leptinotarsa decemlineata (Colorado potato beetle)
Lineage: Eukaryota; Metazoa; Arthropoda; Insecta; Coleoptera; Chrysomelidae
Gene: knk
Product: cytochrome and DOMON domain-containing protein knickkopf
Source: RefSeq, a predicted model, not a curated record
UUUAGAAAGUUGAUACUGGGUUGUCUGCGGAGACCGAUCCUUCACAACCGUUAGUGCGAACCUCGAGUAUGUUGAACCGUGAAACAAAGACAUAACUACGAAAGGUGACAACAACAAUCGAAAAUGAAAAAAAUAGUUCUAAGAUGAGAAGUGUGUUCUUUGUUGUACUGUUUGCCACGCUCGAUUCAAGUAUCUCUCAGGAUGAAGACGGCCCGUAUCGAGGAAAAUUCUUGGGAAAACUAAACUCGUAUCACCAUCAAGUAUCCGGGGAUAUUUAUGCUGUCAACGACUGGACACUGCUCCUAAAUUCCUUCAGUUAUGAUGGAAAUGGGGCGGACACUUUUUUCUGGGCCGGGGCAGCCAACAGGCCCGGACCACAGGGAUUUAUCGUACCUGAUUCCAACGGCAAGACCAACGUCCUGGAACGAUAUUUCAACAAGGAUUUCACCCUGGUCUUGCCGGACAAGAAAAAAAUAACGGACAUCAAGUGGUUCGCUAUAUACGACAUUUGGAGCCAAAACACUUUUGGAGACAUUUACGUCCCGGAGGGUUUUGAACCUCCAACCGUCCAGAAGAUAUCAUCUCUCGUUGGAAAAGUGAAUGGAAUCACGACGGAGUCCGUGGAAAUCUUGGACGCUAAAAGGAUAAGACUGAACCAGUUUUCCUACGACGGGAAAGCGAAAAAGGCGUACUUCUGGAUAGGAGUUGGAGCCCAACCUGCUUCCAAAGGUUUCAAGGUACCAGAUGAAUAUGGAUAUUUGGACCCACUAAGAGCUUACAAAAACCUGACGAUCACAUUGGAGAUACCAGGAGACAAAACAGUAUUCGAUAUCGACUGGUUCAGCAUAUACGAUCAUGAUACAAAGCAGAAUUUGGCAUCAAUUAUUAUACCUGAAGCACUGAAUGUCCCUCCGUCAUUAGUCAAAAUAAUUCCUCACAAAAACGACUUGCCAAACUGUCUUCAGCUGCAUAAAGAUUUUCAAGUUUCUUGGGAGAUUUUCGGUCCUGCUAUAACAAUCCAGCUGGCUGGUCAAGUUCGAGAAGACGAAUACCUUUCUUUCGGCAUAUCCGGGUCGGAUCAGAAGAGUCAGAUGAUUGGAGCUGACGUUGCAGUUGCUUAUGUUGAUGGAUAUAGAGGUUUUGCGACUGAUUACAAUAUUACUGCGCUCACACCGUGUGUAAAAGUGUUGGGCCAGUAUAAAGGGGUGUGCAAAGAUGAAGUUGUGGGUGGUCAAGACAGUAACCAACUGAACACAGCAGUAAGAGAAAAUGGAAUCAAUAUCGUUACGUACAGGAGGUCGCUGAUUUCUUCUGAUCCCGGUGACAAAGAAUUCCCUUCUGAAGGCUUCCUCUACGUCGUAUGGGGCGUAGGAAAACUGGACGAGACCCAAGAGCCAGCAUUUCACGAUUUGUACUCUAAAACCGACGUGAAAAUCGAGAUGAAUCCCAAGGAGCCUCAGAACAAUUGCUUCUCUUUCACAAGAUCGAAGCCCGAACCAGUAGAGCCUUGGAAGAAGGGACAGAUCUUUGAUAAGACCAUCAGGGUCUUCAAAUCCUACAUCGGACCUUCUGGAGCUAAGAAAGGAUACCAGGCUAUUACAGGACAUGCUUCGACUGCUCUGGCUUGGUACAUCAAUGGCCUCCUAGCUCCAGAAAUAUGGCUCAGGAGAGGUCUGUCUUACGUUUUCAAAGUGUACGGUGGCAACAACCCCCACAGUCCUGAGUAUUACCACCCGCUCAUUAUCACAGAUGAACCCCAUGGAGGUUUUGAUAAACUUUCUGAUGAGGCGCAGUCGAAAAUUCGAGUUUUAGUGGGGGUGGAGUAUUCCAGAAGAGGGAGGCCAAGACCAACUGCAGCGGGUCCCCUCUGCCUUUCCCAGCACAAAGAGGGCCAAGACAGGAGACUGGAUGACGACUUCGUCAUGUUCAAAAAAUUCAACCGCUCUUUGUCCUAUCAUUGCGAGGAUGGAGAACCAGGGAUAUUGGAGUUCACCCCUAACAGUUCCUGGCCCGAUGUUGUUUACUACAACUCCUUCACUCAAGCCAACAUGGGGUGGAGGAUUCGGAUCGUUGAUAGCUUCAACCAGAGAUCUUCUUCCAGUAGGACUUUGAUCAGUAAAAUUCUAGUGCUUGCUCCCCUGUUUGUAUAUAUUAUGAGGCUGGCACUGUGAUCAGUUUUUGGUAGCAGAUGAACACGAAAAAUGUUUUACCCAUACAAAAUUAGUUUGAAUGUUUCUCUUAUCACCAGGUUUCAUAUAUUUCAAUCGAUUGAUGAACGAAAUUAUUUAUUAAAAUUGAAACUUUUUUGUACGAAAA